ACGUUCUGCUUGGACUGUGUGUUUGCAGUAAGCUUUUAACUCUGAAAAAGGCAGGCACAUCAAGACACAGAGUGGUACAGACUAAAUGGAUCUAAAGACAGCAGUGUUCAAUGCAGUUCGUGAUGGCAAGGUGCGGCUCCUUUCCAAGUUACUGGCAAACAAAACAAGAGAAGAGGUGGCCCAGCUGAUGUCGGAGAAAAUAAAUGGUGCCGCACCACUUCUGAUUGCAGCCCGUUAUGGUCACCUUGACAUGGUGGAAUACCUGUUGAACCAUUGCGCUGUGCCAAUAGAAGUUGGUGGUUCGGUGAAUUUUGAUGGUGAGCCCAUUGAGGGUGCUCCGCCAUUAUGGGCAGCAUCGGCGGCUGGCCACUUGAAGGUGGUUCAGUGUUUGAUAUAUCACGGUGCAUCUGUCAACAGUACAACUUUGACAAAUUCGACGCCACUUAGAGCUGCCUGUUUUGAUGGUCACCUGGAAAUAGUAAAAUAUCUCGUGGAGCACAAAGCAGACCUGGAAGUAUCAAAUCGUCAUGGGCAUACAUGCUUGAUGAUCUCCUGCUACAAAGGCCACAAAGAAAUUGCUCAGUAUUUACUUGAAAAGGGAGCUGAUGUUAACAGAAAAAGCGUUAAAGGAAACACUGCAUUACACGACUGUGCUGAAUCUGGAAGUUUGGAGAUUAUGAAGAUGCUUCUUAAGUAUUGUGCUAAAAUGGAAAAGGAUGGUUAUGGAAUGACUCCCCUUCUGUCAGCUAGUGUGACAGGCCACACAAAUAUCGUGGACUUUCUGACCCAGCAUGAGCAGACCAGUAAGGCUGAGUGCAUAGAUGCUCUGGAACUUCUGGGAGCAACAUUUGUGGACAAAAAAAGAGAUCUGCUUGGUGCUUUGAAAUACUGGAAGCAAGCUAUGGAAAUGAGAUACAGUGAUAGGACUAAUAUCCUGAGCAAACCUGUGCCACAAGCACUAGUUAUGGCAUAUGAUUAUGCUAAAGAGGUAAACAGCUUAGAAGAGCUAGAAAAUCUUAUUGCAGACCCUGAUGAAGUGAGAAUGCAAGCACUAUUAAUUAGAGAACGUAUUCUUGGCCCCUCUCACCCAGAUACAUCCUACUAUAUUAGAUACAGAGGUGCUGUCUAUGCAGACUCUGGAAACUUCAAGCGUUGCAUCAACUUAUGGAAGUAUGCUUUGGACAUGCAGCAGAGCAAUCUUGAUCCACUGAGCCCUAUGACAGCCAGCAGUUUACUAUCAUUUGCUGAACUUUUCUCCUUCAUGCUGCAGGAUAGGGCGAAAGGCCUGCUGGGCACUACUGUCACAUUUGAUGAUCUCAUGGGUAUACUGUGCAAAAGUGUCCUUGAAAUAGAACGGGCCAUGAAACAAAGCCAGUGUGCUCCUGAUCCAAUACAGCUGCAUAAAGCCCUUUCCAUCAUUAUGCAUUUAAUUUGCCUGUUGGAGAAAGUACCUUGCAGCAUGGAACAGGAGCAUUUUAAGAAACAGACUAUUUACAAGUUUCUUAAGCUUCAGCCUAGCGGGAAAAAUAACUUCAGUCCACUUCACCUUGCUGUUGACCAUAAUACUACAUGUGUGGGUCGCUUCCCUGUGUGUAGAUUCCCCUCUCUGCAAGUUACUGCUAUCCUGCUGGAAUGUGGUGCUGAUGUAAAUGUCAGAGACUCUGAUAAUAACAGUCCAUUACACAUUGCUGCACUGAACAACCAUCCAGACAUAAUGAAUCUUCUUAUCAAGUCAGGUGCACACUUUGAUGCCACAAACUCACAUAAACAAACUGCUAGUGAUUUGCUAGAUGAGAAGGAAAUAGCAAAAAAUUUAAUCCAGCCCAUAAAUCAUACUACACUGCAGUGUCUUGCUGCUCGUGUAAUAGUGAAUCAUAACAUAUACUACACAGGGCACAUUCCUGAAAAACUAGAGAACUUUAUUUUGCUCCAUAGAUGAUGGUGGGGUGUCCCAGAGUACUUUUUUUCAAGCACGACUUGGUGAUGAUAUUUUUCUUGACCACUGUUGUGACACACCAGCGUUCCCUUAGCUUGCUCCGUCUUGCUCUCAUUGGCUAAGCAUUGUUAGCAUCAGAUCUGCACAGUUGGUUAUCCAGUAUUUAAUAUGAAUAUGCCAUAUAAUAUAUUUUGUGGAUUAUUUAGAAAUGUAAUGCCAUAUUUAGACUCUUUAAAUUGUCUGCCAAAGGCUUGUCUAUUCUGGUCUUACUUGCCUGUUGGGUGUUUGGGACAGAGUUGAGUAUUUUCCACUGAUGUCUUUUUACUAUAACUGUUAUGUGCAUUUUAUACAGUUGAAAGGUCAUCUUUUUUUGGUUUUGCUUGAGCAUUUCUGCUCUUACUCUGUCCUUUUUCUACGGACUCAUUGCUAAACUGUUCAAGUUGUAUGGACUUGUUAACAUUUGCAACUACCAUAAGUGCUUUUAUCUUCUCUAUGCACUGGCUUAAACAUGACUGUUGUGUGUGAGCAUAUUUCUAUGCAGCACUUGGCCAAUUUCAACUUAAAUGCCCCUUUUUUUUUUUUUUUUUGCAGUUUGUUUGUAGCUCUUUUUGAGAAUGCUGUCUUCAUAGCAUGAUGAAUUCUGGAGUUACUUAUCCACUCUCCAGACUUAGGUUUGACUUUUUGACUCCUGUAACUGAGGUUGCUUUCCUUUAAAUCCUCUGGAAAUUUUUCCUAAAUCUGGGAGAAGAAAAACUCGCUUUUUCUCAUCAUAGUCCACUGGAACUUUAAAUCUGAAAAUCACUUUAUUGCAUCGUGCAGGGGAUGAGAGUCCUUUUAUGUUAGGGGAAGAGUCCUCUUUAUGUACAACUGAUACCUUCCCCUUUGCACUAAUGUCUUGCUUGUGCUGGUUAUGUGACUAGAUGUGAAGUUUGCUCAAAGUUUAACCUCAAAUUUAAUGAUACACUUUAAUGAGAAAUAGAUCAAAUGUAUACUGUAGUUUUAAAAUUUACAAAUCAACUUUAGCUGCAAAAGAAGCUAAAGCAUGUCGGUGGCAUGAUGCUUAUCAGUCCAGAUCUAGACAUCAUCUAAUAUAACAUAGUAAGUGGCUGUAUGCCAGGGUAUUGGAAGUUCUAUAGCAGUGUCCUUUUUUCUUCAUUUUAAGUAUCUUUAUAAAUACUUGCAUGGAUUUUUCAUCUCUGCUAUGUCAGCUGUACUUAACACAAAGCAGAAGUUCUGUUGUAUAUAUAGCUCUUAAUUAAAGUACCUAUUUUUAUAAU
Mesitornis unicolor (brown roatelo) is the source of this 3213-nucleotide messenger RNA. It is a transcript of the gene FEM1C, whose product is annotated as fem-1 homolog c (C. elegans). The transcript is spliced from 2 exons. Bases 86 to 1939 code for a protein of 617 amino acids. The record is from RefSeq and is a predicted model, not a curated record. NCBI's taxonomy places the organism in Eukaryota, Metazoa, Chordata, Aves, Mesitornithiformes, Mesitornithidae. Gene Ontology annotation, molecular function: protein binding.